ACAGACUCUGAGCAUUGUGUAUGCCUCUAUCCAGAAGGCACAGCACACCUCUGUUCCUGCACAUCUCUCCCUGUGUGUAACCCGCCGUGAUGUCACAAGGGUGUUGUCUAUGGCUUCUAGCAGGAUGAAGUGCUUUCUGCAGGCUGGAGAAUUGGAGAACACUUUGCCAGUAGCUGUAUAGAGGGGUCACUGGCUGCGCUUGGCUUCCCUCCUAUGCAGCAAGCUGCCUUUCGCUAGUGGGGAUGUAACCAUGUGUAGAAAGUGGAUUUAGAAACUGGAGAUCAUGUGGAACCCUGGCUAUUCAAACUCAGUCCCUCGUGUGGAAUAUCCGCUGUACCAGGUGUCGUGCAGCCACAACCAGAGGACGACGACAUUCACACACCCAGUGACGGGUGAGAUUUCUCCUGAGAAUGCAGAGUUCGAGCUACGGGACGAGUCCAUCAUGUCUCCGCAGCAGAUGAACCAAAGACCCUAUAGCAUGGUCAGUGAGGGGUCUUCAGCUGUGACCCCACCCACGGCAGAGGCCAGGCCCCCACCCAAGGCUCCUAAAUCUGGCAGCAGAGUGUACAGCUUUGGCAAGAGGGACCAGUCCAUCAAGAGGAACCCGGAUCUUCCGGUGCUGGUGCGAGGCUGGCUCCACAAACAGGACAGCUCAGGGAUGAAGCUAUGGAAGAGACGGUGGUUUCUGCUUUCUGACUAUUGUUUGUUCUACUACAAAGACAGCAGAGAGGAGUCCAUAUUGGGCAGCAUACCUCUUCCGGGUUACGUCAUCUCUCCCACAGCGCCCGAGGAUCGCAUAAACCGCAAGUAUCCCUUUAAGGCUGUACACAGCGGGAUGCGUGUCUACAUUCAGCAGAAGGGCUCCCAGCGGGAACAUUCUGGGAUGAGAACAUACUACUUCAGCGCUGACACGCAGGAGGACAUGAACGGCUGGAUCCGAGUGAUGAACCAGGCUGCCCUCAUCCAAACCGCCCCUGAGAGAACGAGGGGGACUGAUGACCUGGAAUGGCCGUCGGCUCCUGAGAAUAACCACAUUGACGCUUUCAAAGAAUAUGCAAAACCUGAAAUGGCCCCGAUAAGAACCAGUUAUCAGAUAUCUAAGGAGCCAGAGGAGCGGAGUCGAGAUUUGGGGGAUAAAGAGCGAUAUCGAGAUGUGGGAGACGAAGAACACCAACGGAAUGCAUUAGUCAAGGAACGCUACUGGGAUGCUGGGGACAAGGAGCACUACCGGGAUGUGGGGGACAAGGAGCGAUAUCGGGAUGCAGGGGAGAUGGGGCAUGUGCAGAAUAUGGGGGACAAGGAACACUACCGGGAUGUGGGGGACAAGGAGCGUUAUCGGGAUGCAGGGGAGAUGGGGCAUGUGCAGAAUAUGGGGGACAAGGAGCUCUACCGGGAUGUGGGGAACAAGGAGCGUGUCCAGAAUGUGGUGGACAAGGAGCACUACCGGGAUGUGGGGAACAAGGAGCGUGUCCAGAAUGUGGUGGACAAGGAGCACUACCGGGAUGUGGAGGACAAGGAGCGCUACCGGGACACAGGAGACGAGGAGCGCUACCGGGACACAGGGGACAAGGAAUGCUACCGGGACACAGGGGACAAGGAGCGGUACCGUGACACAGGGGACAAGGAGCACUACCGGGACAUAGGGGACAAGGAGCGCUACCGGGACACAGGGGACAAGGAGCGCUACCGGGACACAGGGGACAAGGAGCGCUACCGGGACACAGGGGACAAGGAGCGCUACCGGGACACAGGGGACAAGGAGCGCUACCGGGACACAGGGGACAAGGAGCGCUACCGGGACACAGGGGACAAACCGCUCUACCUGGAUGUAGGGAACAAGGAGCGGUACCGGGAUAUGGGGGGAAAGGAGAGCUAUAGGGAUGUGGGAGACAAAGAGCGGUUCCGGGAUACUGGUGACCGAGAUCGGAAACGUGAUGCUGGGGACAAGCUGCACUACCAGGAUGUAGAAGAUCAAGGACGCUCUCGAGAUCUGGGAGACCGGGAUAGUUACAUUACUCACAAAAACACCUUAAAUUCCAAUGGAGGAAAAGCCACACCUUACUUUAUCCCCAAUGACAGACGGUCGGCUUUCACUGAUUUCUCCAGGACAUAUCGAACCCCAGCUGCACAGACACUUCAACCUCAGAACACUGAGAGGAACGGGACCUUACCGGCCUCGUUCCGCGUCAGUACCGGUCCCACCCAGCAGAAUGGGACAGACACGUAUAAGAGAAGAUUUGCUUCAGGUGCCAGUUCAGAGAAGCAAGUGCAGAGGAAAAGCGUUUUGGGCCAAGUGGAGCACUGGGUAAAGGUGCAGAAAGGAGAUGGUAAAAGUAUUGGUCUGGACCACCCUGUGCCUCUCGCUGAGAGAUACCAAACUGUGCCAAAGACCAGCAGACAUCCUUCCGGCGGCUCCCCUCCACCCAGCCGGAACUUGCCAAGUGAUUAUAAAUAUGCACAGGACCGAGUUAGCCACUUUAAAAUGUCCAACCAGGAGCGCAAGGCCACCAAGGAAGGGACCGUGUGGCAGCUGUACGAAUGGCAACAGAGACAGCAGUUUAAGCAUGGCAGCCCCACUGGGCAGAUUUACAUGGGGACAAUGGAUGCCGCAGACCGCAUCAGGGCGAAGAGCUUAUUAGAUGUCCCAAGAUCCAUUUCUGUUCCUCCUUCUCCAUCUGACAUCCCACCUCCAGCACCUGCAAAAGCAUUUCCUCCAAGAAGACCCCACACUCCGUCAGAAAGACUCACCGUCCGGCCGGCGGAUGGACAUUUCGAUGUCCCCUACGUUGGGUCACCACAGAAGACUCGAGUCUAUGCUGUGAAGUCCGCAGCCCACAUGGAUCGCCGGUCUAUGCCAUCCAUGGGGUACAUGACUCACACUGUAAGUGCUCCCAGUUUGCAUGGCAAGUCGGCGGAUGAUACGUACAUGCAGCUAAAGAAGGAUCUGGAGUACUUGGAUCUUAAGAUAAAGUAUAAUGAACCUCUGAUCAACUUGGUUCACAGUGUUUUAAGGAACUCUACACCAGGGUAUCGAACAAGCAUAAACGUUACGGGACGAGAGUCUCUGAGGGAUCGCUCUUCAAAGCCGGUCAGGAUUGCCGAAAGCGACGUUGAUGUGAAGCUCAGCGUCCUGUGUGAGCAGGACCGGAUCCUGCAAGAUUUAGAGGACAAGAUCCGGGCUCUGAAGGACAAUAAAGACAAGCUGGAAACGGUCCUGGAGGUUUUGCACCGACAGAUGGAUCAGUACAAGGAGCAGCCGCAACACACAGAGAAAAUCUCCUAUCAGCAGCGCCUCUUGCAGGAGGAUUUAGUGCAGAUCCGAGCUGAAAUGUCCAAAGUGUCCACUGAUAUGGAGAAUGCGUGGAACGAAUAUGUGCGGCUGGAGAGUGAUGUUGCCCAACUGAAACACAUGUUACAGGAACAAAUGCACAGAUCUCCCUCAUCUCAGGACAGGGCUCAGCUACAGAAGGAUCUGUGGAGAAUUGAAGAUGUCACCGCCGGUCUCAGCUCUAAUAAACUGAACUAUAAAGUGCUUGUGGAAUCGUUCAAGAAUCCAGAAAGAAAAACCGUGCCUUUGGUUCCUUCCUCAUUUGUGCCUUCUGGUAGCACGGCAUUUACAUCGGUUCGCGGUAAAUCUGCAUCGCCCCAGAACCCGCCAAGCCUUGUGAAACAGACACUAGGGAUGGGCUUAUACCCCCAGACCUACACACAGGGCAGAUCUAACUCCCAGCCACAGCUGUUACAGAAACCAGUCCCGACCAGAGCACCAACACCACCAAAGCUUGAAGAGGGCGCUCCUCCACGCCCGCCUCUACCAGACAUGUACAGUCCUGAAGACGUAAGCCCUCCACCGAAUAUCCCGCCCCCACCUACGCUGCCUCCGCCUCAGAGAGAAUCGUCAGUGGUCAGGCACACCUCGGUGCGGGGCUUGAAGAGACAGUCGGAUGAGAGGAAGAGAGAUCGGGAGCUGGGGCAGGGUGUAAAUGGAGACUACAGGGUAGAGCUGCGGACGUAUGUGAGCGAUCCGGAACUCGCUAAUCUGGGCGACUCCAUCCCCCCAUCCUCUGGCUUCCUGGGCUCGGACUCUGGCUACCAGACAUUGCCUACUAGAGGUUUAUCUGGAUCGACAUCCAGGCUUCCUCAGUCUUCAUCUGUCGCAUCAUACGUCACGCUGCGGAGGGGCUUCGCCACCGACGCUUCUAAGGACAGACCAAAAAGUGCCUUUGAGCGCCUUUACGCCGGCGACAACCAAAGAGUUAAAAUGAGCGCAGAAGAACAACUCCAGCGCAUGAAACGGCAUCAAAAAGCCUUAGUCCGCGAACGCAAGAGGACUCUCAGCCAAGGAGAGAAACAGUCCGUCACGAACCGACCCGCCUCCCGGCCCAUGUCCGCGGACAUCAGCUCAUGGAAACGAGAGCAGGAGUUUGAUUUCCAGCUGCUGGAGAGGGCCGCUCGCGAUGCAGAGGACCGAGAGAGGGAAGAUAAUGAUUGGGUACACGCUAAGGCCAUACAUGUCACGGAGCUAGAUUUGGAACCACAGGACUAUGAUAUGGACAUCAGUAAGGAGUUAUCGACCCCAGACAAGGUGGAGAUUCCGGAGAGGUACAUCGAGAUGGAUCCUGAGGAGCCGCUCAGCAGAGAGGAGCUGGAUGCCCGCUACAGAAAAGUAGAGAAGAUAAAAAAUAUUCUUGCGCGUUCCAGUGUACACAACCUGCAGCCGGCACCGGAGGAGCUGGGGCCCGCAGAUCUCGGAGUCCAGAUGCAAGAACAGGAGAGGAUGAUCACCAUAUCGUACGCCCUGGCGUCUGAGGCCUCACAGCGCAGCAAGCAGGUGGCAGCUGGACAGCUGGUCUCACAGUGUAACUCACCCCGUCUCCCCGCACUAAAGGCACCUGUCCCCCAAUUAAGCAACGGAUUAUACUACACAAUUGUCUGAGCGUCUGGAACCCCACGCUGUAAAUGACCAUUAAUCCUGGGAAGAUGAUGCUGAACAUUGAGAAGACGCCUUUUACAGAUAGUGUUGCCCGGUUACCUGAUUUUCGCCUUAGAAGGAAUUGUGCGCAGAAACCAACCAACCAGCAAGCUCCGCCUGCUGCGUCUAACAUCGGACUGGAAUUUGUGGCUACUGCAGGCCCAACAGUCUGGUUUCCUGAAGUGUAUGUGUAAAUAUAUUUAUACAAUGGUGGCAACAAGACAAUGCUGUAAUCAGAAGAACCACUUGGACGCUGUUCGCUAAUACUCCCUAUUCAUCCACUUUUCCCACACAUGAAUGCAGUGAGAAAGGAUGAUAAAAUCUAGGUGAUUCGCAUACGUUAGUAUCUGGUACUUAUCGGGGAUAUCAUUAUAAACUAUCUCUGGAUUCCGACUUGUAGAGGAGCAAAAGUCCGGCAGGUCCUCUAACGUCCGUGGUUUUUUUGCUGCUGGAUUUUCAUCACUCUGCCGUCGGGUCCGAGGGAGAACUGAUGUCUACAGACAUUUUAUCAAGAGACCGUUGCUCACCCUGUCUCUCAAUCCCGAUUACUGUGUAACCAGCAGCUGCGGCCGAUCUUUUAAUAUUCACUGUUUUUUGUUUUUGAAAUUUUUUUUUUUGAACAAGCCAGAUCUGUAACACUGAUAUAGAUAUCAGCCAUCUUCAGGGGAUGGUAAGGUGUAGACCAGCACUGAAAAUUUUAAUAUUUUAUUUUUUCCCGACAGAUAUUGAACUGUAAUCAAAUAUUUAUAGUCCGUAACACUGUUUUUAUACUAAAACUGCGAGUCUGGUUUGAGUCUCCGAAAGAGGGUUCGCAGUCCAAGCAAGAGGUCAGAUUGAAGGAAUGUUUUAUGCAGGGAUAAUCUACCUGUAACUAGUGCAGCGAGUUCGCCAGCACUGAACACCUUAAGGCAAGUACGUUGUUAUAAGGAGGGAAAAAUGUUUUUUUUUUUUUUU
This is a messenger RNA of Pseudophryne corroboree (corroboree frog), 5926 nucleotides long. RefSeq names its product pleckstrin homology domain containing A7 (gene PLEKHA7). The transcript is spliced from 27 exons. The coding region runs from base 284 to 4936 and encodes 1550 amino acids. Gene Ontology annotation, biological process: zonula adherens maintenance; pore complex assembly; cell-cell adhesion mediated by cadherin. Gene Ontology annotation, cellular component: pore complex; zonula adherens. Lineage: Eukaryota; Metazoa; Chordata; Amphibia; Anura; Myobatrachidae. The record is from RefSeq and is a predicted model, not a curated record. Gene Ontology annotation, molecular function: protein binding.